GCAGAUAUUCCUACCCUUUCCCUUAAAGAUGGUAUGCUGUGCAUAUCAACUUCUAAAGAAUGGCAGUUGCCACCUGGCUCUUGAAGAAGAGACUAUCAUCUGUUGACAGUCUGUACACAUGUAUUUGUUCAGCAUGCCAGCACAGGCAGAACUGCGCAGCAUAGACAGGUUUUGUGGUGGGUUUGUUUGAGUGGAAAGAUAGUGAAAGUUAUUGUGCAAAACACAAACAUCAGAGUCAGGCAUGGUGGAGUACAUCUGUUAGCUCAGCACUGGGGAGGCUGAGAUUAGAGGGUUGGAAUAACCUGGCCUACAUAGACAAGGGCUGGAGUUGAAGCCCAGUGGUAGAGUGCCUGCUUCAAGUGCACAGGACUUGAAUUUAGUUCUUAGCACUGCAAACACAGUGGGACUGUCAAAUGCAGAUUUGUGUGGUUAACUCACAGUUCCUUCAUCUACACUCUUGGGUGGUGUUUGCCUCCCUCUUAGAGUUUCCUAUUCAAAUGGUUCUUCCCAACUCUCUGAAUUACCCUUCUCUUCACACUGCCUCCUCCAGCACUGGUUCUAGCCUCUGGUUCAUUUUGUCUCCUUCUCUGGAGUCCAAGAAGGGCUCUGCUGGCUUUGUCCCCUGCUGCUUCUGCCUGACACAGGGUGCGCCCUCCAGAAAGAGACAGAGAGACAGAGAGACAGAGAGACAGUGAGAGGGAGGGAGGAAGGGAGGAAGAGAAGGAGAGAGAGAGAGAUAUUGUGUAUGUGUGGUGUGUGUGUGUCCCCAAAACUAUUGGACCUGAGCAAUGCCACCGGGUCCCAAGAUCCAAGCUACCUCUAGUCUCUACAGGGCUGUGACAGUUUCCUUCAUGGUGCUGAUGGGGUCAGGUCUCUGCUUUGCUCAUAGACACGGAUUCUGGUCACCCAUGGCAUCAGCUCCCUGCCCCAAGUGGAUGUCAUCAUUGUUAUGAGUGGCGGCAAGAUAUCAGAGAUGGGUUCCUACCAGGAGCUGCUAGACCGGGAUGGGGCCUUCGCCGAGUUCCUGCGCACCUAUGCCAGUGCUGAGCAGGACCUGGCCUCAGAGGAUGACCGUGUCAGUGGUUCAGGGAAGGAGUCAAAGCCAGUGGAGAAUGGGAUGCUGGUGCCAGUGGGGAAACACUCUCAGAGUGGGGAUGCUGGUCAGCAGCACAGCAGCACAGCCGAACUGCAGAAGGCUGGAGUCAAGGAGGAGACAUGGAAGCUGAUGGAAGCAGACAAAGCGCAGACAGGGCAGGUGCAGCUGUCAGUGUACUGGGACUACAUGAAGGCCAUUGGCCUCUUCAUCUCCUUCUUGAGUAUCUUCCUCUUCCUAUGCAACCAUGUGUCUGCACUGGCCUCCAAUUAUUGGCUGAGCCUCUGGACAGAUGACCACCCUACUAUCAAUGGGACUCAGGAGCACAGGACGUACCGACUGAGUGUCUAUGGGGCCUUGGGCAUCUUACAAGGUGUCUCAGUAUUUGGCUACUCCAUGGCUGUGUCCAUUGGGGGCAUCUUUGCUUCCCGCCAUCUCCACCUGGACCUGCUGCGUAAUGUCCUGCGCUCGCCCAUGAGCUUCUUUGAGCGCACACCCAGUGGGAACCUAGUAAACCGUUUCUCCAAGGA
Messenger RNA from Alexandromys fortis (reed vole), 1623 nucleotides. RefSeq names its product multidrug resistance-associated protein 1-like. The annotation marks the transcript as partial. The record is from RefSeq and is a predicted model, not a curated record. Gene Ontology annotation, molecular function: ATP binding; glutathione transmembrane transporter activity; ABC-type xenobiotic transporter activity. Lineage: Eukaryota; Metazoa; Chordata; Mammalia; Rodentia; Cricetidae. Gene Ontology annotation, cellular component: basolateral plasma membrane. Gene Ontology annotation, biological process: glutathione transmembrane transport; xenobiotic transport. The transcript has 5 exons.